AUGUAUGGUGAUGCGGGAGCUUUGGUUACUCCAGCUGCAGAGGAAGUUGGAAAAGAGUUCGUUUCCUUCGUUAAAAAGCAGUUCAACUAUUUAUGCUGCUUCAAACAGAAUGUUGAGAAAUUCAGGGAAAAAUCCAAAGAGUUGAAAAAUGAAAAAGAUGAUUUGCAAAAAAGAGUCGACCAAGAGAGAAAUAAUACGCAUCAGAUUCUUCAAAAGGUUUCUUACUGGAUUGGAGAGGCUAGCAAGAUUGAGAAUGACCCUGGUGAAAUUCAAGAAGGAAGUUCCCACUUGAAUAAUGGAUGCUGCACGAUUCUAUCACAUUAUGAAAUGAGUCGGAGAGCUGUAAAGGCUACUGAAAAAAUAGAAAAGCUUCUACAAGGGCGUAGAGAUUUGGGAGAUCAUAUAUCGGUGCCUGGACUUCCGGCAUCACAGGCUUCUGUUCCACGUGGAGAAGCCCUUGAAUUUUCAUCUAGGAAAGAUAUUGAAGAAGGUGUCAUAAGAGCUUUUAAGGAUGAGAAUGUUCAUUUGAUUGGGAUAUGCGGUAUGGGUGGUGUGGGGAAGACUACUUUGGCCAAAAAAGUUCAAUAUAUAGCGAAGGAGGAAUUGGGUUUAUUCGAAGAAGCUGUGAUGGUUGUUGUCGGUCAAAAUGUUGAUCCGAUGAAAAUCCAAUGCGAGAUUGCUGAAUGCUUGGGUUUGAAUGAGAUUAAGGAUGUUGAAUCAUACCAAGCUAGAGCACAUAAACUACGUGAGAGACUAAGAGGCACAAGACGGACCCUCCUAAUUCUGGAUGAUAUUUGGGAAAGUAUCAGCUUGGAGGAAUUAGGAAUUCCUUGUAAAAGCGAGUCCGAAGGCUGCUCUGUUUUAAUAACUACUCGGAAUAGAGAUCUGUUGAAAGAAAUGGAUGUUCAGAUUGUUGCAAUGGAAACCUUGUCUGAAGAGGAAGCGUGGUCCCUCUUUCAAGCGAAAGCUGGAGAUUGCGUGAAUAACUCAGAUAUACAGUCUAUAGCCAAAGAAGUAGUGAAAGAGUGCGAAGGUUUGCCUCUUGCAAUUAUAAAUGUCGGCAUGGCGAUGAAAGACGAAAAUAACUGUGACAAAUGGGAGAGAGCAUUGGAUCAACUAAAAUGUCCCACGUCACCCAAAAUUGAUGAAACUUUAAGAAAAAUUUAUAACGCAUUGAGGCUAAGUUAUGAUUACUUGAAAGAUGAUGAUAGCAAAUCCUUGUUGCAGCUCAGCAGUCAAUUUCCUGAGGAUUUUAAUAUUAGCCUCGAGGACCUAAUCUUAUGCAGCUUUGGGUUGUCGGAAGAAGGUUGUAGUUUGAGAGAUGCAAGAAGUAGAGUUUAUGAUUCAAUUGAUAAGCUUAAAAGUAAUUUCUUGCUGAUGGACGGAGACUUGAAUAACACUGUCAAAAUGCAUGAUGUGGUUCGUGAUGUGGUUAGAUUCAUCGCAUCACAAAAUGGCUCGGUCGAUUUGCAGCAUGAGUCGAGGGGAUAUUAUUCUACCAGUUGCAAAUGGAUAUUGGAAUUUCCGGAAAAGGAUAGUGAUUUUCUUAAAUACCUUUUGGGGCCUAAUUUUCCAAGUCUUCAGCUUUUGCUCCUACAAAAAGGAGGAUGGUGGGACUCAAUUUUAAAUGAGCAAGAGGUUGACUUCAGCAAACUGAGUCUGUUUAUGUCAUGUGGUCAGUCAAAGGCUUUAGAGAUAAGCGACUUUUCCUUUAUGGAGACAAUGAAAGAGCUUCGCGUGUUGUCUUUCAAAGAAAUAUCGUGCAAAUCACUGCCACAAGCAAUUUUGUUGCUGAAAAAUCUUCGGACAUUGCGGCUAAACAAUUGCCCACUGGAAAACAUUGAUGUUGUUGGCACGUUGUUAAGUCUUGAAAUAUUGAGUUGUGUUUGCUGUCCAAAUAUUCAUGAGAUACCUCUUGGGAUAGGGAUGUUGAAGAGGCUGAGGUUGGUAGAAUUUUCCUACUCCUCAGGUCUCAAAAGAGUAUCUCCUGGAAUCAUAUCAAACUUAACUGCAUUAGAGGAAUUGAAGAUGUUACAUAGUUUCAAGGGAUGGGAAUCAACAAAGCUCAAUGAAAUGAAGAGAAAAAAUGCCACUCUCAAAGAGCUUGAGUCAUUACGCAAGCUAACAUGCCUCGAGAUUCAAAUUGAGGAUGUUAGUGCGCUCGAGGAGGAGAUUCAGCUUCCAUGUGUAAAGAGGUUUAAAGUUUUAUUUGGAGAAGAGGAUUGUAGGAUUCCAGAGAAAGCUUUGAUUUUGCAUGGAUUAUCAAAAGAGAACAUUCAUAUUCCAAAUUGGAUCAUUGGACUUGCAAGGAAUACUGAUGUGCUCUCUUUAGAAGGAGAUGGUUUGAUAAACUUUCAUCUUUCACAAGUCCAUAGCACUAUUAAGUCUUUGAAAGUUCGGGAAUGUGGAAUGCUCAAGUCAUUGGUAAAUGCAACCACGGCGGCAGCGACAUCAACUGAUUGUAGGAGCUUUGUAUCUUUCAGAGAAUUGAAGUCCAUGGAACUUUAUAAUCUUCCAAGCAUAAAAGAGUUAUGUGAUGGACCAAUAUUAGAGGGAUCAAUUUCUUUUAAUAAUUUGAGAAAAAUGCAUCUUGUAAGAUUGCCAUCACUUGAAAAAUUGUGGAGUCCAAAUCAACAUGUUAUGCUCAACAACUUGAUUGAGGUAUAUUUGGAAGAAUGCAAUGAGCUACAAAAUCUCUUCUCUUUUGAAAGUAGCAAAGACUUCCCCUCAAAUCUUGAAAAGCUCCAAAUCAGGAAUUGCAAGAAGAUGAAACAAGUGUUUGUUAAUGGACACACAAGUCAUGUUCUUGUCCCGAAAUUGAAGAUGCUAAAACUAUCCAAGUUACCAAAUCUUACUAGUUUUAGCAAAGCAACGGCUAGCAUUGAGUUUCCAAUGUUGGAGGAGUUGAAGAUAAAGAAAUGUCCAAAAUUUGUAAAUUUUGUGGAAAGCAGUGAGAAGAAAGAGGAAGGAAACACCAACGAGAAUAGUCCAAUUACUCUUUACCUAUUUGAUCUUGAGAAGGUUAAAUUCGAUGUAUUGGAAUACUUAUCCAUAUCUGAUUGCAACAAUAUCAAAACCUUGUGUACAAUUUCAGUAAUUGAUCAUUUUGUCAAUCUCAAAGAAUUGUGGAUUAAAGAUUGCAAAUUCAUGGAACAAGUGAUAGCAAUUAAGAAAAGGGGUUGUGAAAGUUUGAUUGUAAAAAAUAAGGUGAUGGAAGGACUUCUAAAAAAGAAUGAGAAUGAAGAUGAUGAGAUGACAAACUACAUUGUUUUUCCGAAAUUGGAGUCUCUAUGCCUUGAAGGACUAUCAAUUCUAACUAGCUUUGGGAAAGAGAUUAAAAGCAUUGAAUUCCCAAUGCUAGCUGAAAUAGAAAUUGAAAAUUGUCCGAAUCUCAGCAGCUUUGUUUGUCCCAUGGAAUGCAAUAGAAAAAGCCACCAAAGGAAUGAUGCCGAUGAUGAUGAACAGUCCCAUUCGUUAUUUUGCAAACAAAAGGUCAAAGCUAAUGGAUUGGAAAAGCUGAUCAUAUCUGGAUGCAACAAUAUUAGAAGUAUAUAUUUUAUUUCAGGAAUUGAUCAUUUUGUCAAUCUCAAAGAAUUGUUGAUUCAAGAUUGCAAAUUUCUGGAACAAGUGAUAGCAAUUAAGAAAAGGGGAUGUGAAAGUUUGAUUGUAAAAGAUGAGCUGAUGGAAGGACUUCUAAAAAAGAAUGAGAAUGAAAAUGAUGAGAUGACAAACUACAUUGUUUUUCCGAAAUUGGAGUUUCUAUGUCUUGAAGGACUAUCAACUCUAACUAGCUUUGGGAAAAGAAUUGAAAGCAUUGAAUUCCCAAUGCUAGCUAUAGUGAACAUUAAAAAGUGUCCGAAUCUCAGCAGUUUUGUUUGUCCCAUGGAAUGCAAUAGAAAAAGCCACCAAAGGAAUGAUGCCGAUGAUGAUGAACAGUCCCAUUCGUUAUUUUGCAAACAAAAGGUCAAAGCUAAUGGAUUGGAAAACCUGAGCAUAUCUGGAUGCAACAAUAUUAGAAGUAUAUAUUUUAUUUCAGGAAUUGAUCAUUUUGUCAAUCUCAAAGAAUUGUGGAUUCAAGAUUGCAAAUUCGUGGAACAAGUGAUAGCAAUUAAGAAAAGGGGAUGUGAAAGUUUGAUUGUAAAAGAUGAGCUGAUGGAAGGACUUCUAAAAAAGAAUGAGAAUGAAAAUGAUGAGAUGACAAACUACGUUAAAAUUGACGGAUUGAAGAAGUUGCAAAUUUCGGGAUAUGAAGACAUGAGCAAUAUUUGGUGCCGGCAUAUUCCUCAGUCUUUCUUUAUAUCAUUAGAGAAAUUGGUAAUAGGAAGAUGUCACAACAUCAAGAGUUUAUUUUCUUCUGCAAUUGUUGGGCACCUUGUCAAAAUUGAAGAAUUAUACAUUGAAGAUUGCAAGAAAAUGGAAGUAGUCCUUUAUGGCAACAAAAAGAUGAAUGAUAGUUCAACGCCACUUCCAAGGUUGGCUAAAUUAAGACUUACAGACCUGCCAAUUCUAGGGAUGAUUUGUGAAUGGAGAUUAGAUAUUGAGUUGCCAUUGUUGGAAUACUUAUGGAUACGUAACUGCUCACAAAUGGAGUCUUUGUCGCUUGAAUCUUGGAUCGCACCAAAGUUGAAGUUUGCGGUAGUAGACGACAGAGCCUUUGAAAACUUGAAAGGAGUAAAGAUUUAA
Molecule: messenger RNA, 4683 nt
Organism: Andrographis paniculata
Lineage: Eukaryota; Viridiplantae; Streptophyta; Magnoliopsida; Lamiales; Acanthaceae
Product: probable disease resistance protein At4g27220
Exons: 5
Coding region: 1-4683 (1560 amino acids)
Molecular function (GO): ATP hydrolysis activity; ADP binding
Source: RefSeq, a predicted model, not a curated record